AUGGAAGCUAUUUGCCUCGUUGUCCUCUGUCUCUCCUACCUACUAUUGCUCCAGAAGAGGAGAGGCAAACUUCCCCCGGGCCCUCGACCUCUGCCCCUGCUGGGCAAUCUCCACCAACUGGACACCAAAGACCUGGUCAAGUCCCUGGAGGCCUUGAGUAAGAAGUACGGUCCGGUCUUCACCGUCUACCUAGGACGGAAACCCAACGUGAUUCUCUACGGGUACCGGGCGGUGAGAGAGGCUCUGGUGGAGCAGGCGGAUAACUUCAGCGGGAGAGGAGACUUCGCGGCCGUUCACUCCUUCACCAAAGGGAACGGAAUCGCCUUCUCCAACGGAGAGAAAUGGAAGGUCCUUCGACGCUUUGCUCUCGCCACCUUGAGGAAUUUUGGGAUGGGUAAGAGGAGCGUCGAGGAGCGAAUCCAGGAAGAGGCCCAGUUUUUGUUGGAAGAGAUCGGGAAAACCAAGCAGACUCCAUUCGAUCCCACCCUCUACCUGAGCCGCGCCGUCUCCAACGUCAUCUGCAACAUCGUCUUCGGAAACCGCUUUGAUUAUAAAGACGAGAAAUUCCUGAGCCUUCUCGGGUUACUCAACGACAACUUCCGCCUGAUCAGCUCCGGCUGGGGAACGUUCUAUAACAUUUAUCCGGGGCUCAUGAGGCUUCUGCCCGGACCCCACAAUCGCAUUUUCCGGAACUUCGAGAAGAUGAAGCGCAGCAUUCAGGAGAUGGUGAGGCGUCACGAGGAGACCUUCCAGGAGGACUGUCCCCGGGACCUCGUAGACUGCUUUCUGGCCAUGAUGCACAAGGAGAAAGGGAACCCGGCGAGCAGCUUCACCGCGGACACCCUGGCCAUGACCACGCUCAACCUGUUCUUUGGAGGAACCGAGACGGUCAGCACCACCCUGAGAUACGGACUCCUGAUCCUCAUGAAGUAUCCGGGUGUUACCGAGAGAGUCCACGAGGAAAUAGACAAAGUGAUCGGAAGGAACCGCCGCCCGGCGGCAGAGGAUCGGAGCAGGAUGCCGUACACCGACGCCGUGAUCCACGAAAUCCAGCGUUUCACCAACGUCAUCCCUCUGAGCCUCCCGCACCGCGUCGUCGAGGACACCUGCUUCAGGGGUUACCAGCUCCCCAAGGGCACGGGGGUGAUUCCGGUGCUGACCUCGGUCCACUCCGACCCGACCAAGUAUGAGGAGCCGCAGAGGUUCAGUCCACAGAACUUUCUGGAUGAGAAUAACCGCUUCAAGGCUAAUGACGCCUUCAUGCCCUUCUCUGCAGGGCGGCGGAUCUGUCUGGGCGAGGGUUUGGCUCGGAUGGAACUUUUCAUUUUUUUCACCACCAUCCUUCAAAACUUUGAUCUGCAGCCCACGACACCCCCCGAUCUCAUCGACCUCACCCCAUCCAUCAGCGGGGUGGGAAACCUACCCCCCGCGUACCAGCUCCGCAUCGUUCCUCGAUAA
Molecule: messenger RNA, 1458 nt
Organism: Spea bombifrons (plains spadefoot toad)
Lineage: Eukaryota; Metazoa; Chordata; Amphibia; Anura; Pelobatidae
Product: cytochrome P450 2F2-like
Exons: 10
Coding region: 1-1458 (485 amino acids)
Biological process (GO): xenobiotic metabolic process
Cellular component (GO): cytoplasm; intracellular membrane-bounded organelle
Molecular function (GO): heme binding; oxygen binding; iron ion binding
Source: RefSeq, a predicted model, not a curated record